GCUCCUGCUACAGCUACGUCUCUUCUCUGUCUCUCUUUGUCUUUCCGUUUCUCCUACUGUCUCCCACUGUCUCCCUCUGUCUCUCUCGCUCCAUCUCCCGAAUGACCACCCUCCAACAGACCUCCGCCGCCCAGUCCAACCUCGGCCCGUCCGAGGCGCCCUCGCGCGCCCCCUCCCCCCCAGGCGUGGUGAUACGGCGCGCGACCCCCGCCGACGCCGCCGCUAUCGCGGACAUCGGCGCGCGCGUCUUCCACGCGACCUUUGCGCACACGUGUUCCCAGGAAGACAUGGACGAGUACCUCGGCGAGAACUUUACCGAGGCCGUGAUUCUGCAGGAGCUCAAGGACGCGGCGAAGAGCGUGCAUGUUGCGUGUGUCCCGGCGUCGUCGCCUUCUUCCCCAAUCCCCACGCCCUCCGCACCCACCUCGGACGCCUCCACCUCUAACGCCUCGGCCGUGGACGCCUCGGCCUCGGCCUCGGCCUCGGCCUCGGCCUCCGCCCCCGCCCCCGCCUCCCGCGUCGCCGCAUUCCUCGUCCUCAACACGGCAUCGUCUGAACCAUGCGUCGAGCAUAUCCCCGCACCCCACCGCAUCGAAGUACAGCGCGUCUACGCCGAUCCGGACGUGCAGGGCCGCGGAGUCGCCAAGGCGCUCAUGGGCGCCGCGAUGGAGAUGGUGCGCGCACAGGGAUACACGUACGCCUGGCUCGGCGUGUGGGAGAACAAUGUGCGCGCGACCAAGUUUUACGAAAAGUUCGGGUUUGCGCGUGUGGGCGAGCACGAGUUUUGGUUGGGGAACGAGUGUCAGUUGGACUACAUUUUCGGGCGCGAGUUGUAGACUGUCCACGCCCCGCGGCACACCGUACGCCACACACCGCACGCCGCACGCCAUACGCCGUACGCCAUACGCCGCACACCAAAUCUAGAUCAUGCAUAUAUCGUAUUUCAC
Molecule: messenger RNA, 947 nt
Organism: Cutaneotrichosporon oleaginosum
Lineage: Eukaryota; Fungi; Basidiomycota; Tremellomycetes; Trichosporonales; Trichosporonaceae
Source: RefSeq, a predicted model, not a curated record